Darwinula stevensoni is the source of this 753-nucleotide messenger RNA. Lineage: Eukaryota; Metazoa; Arthropoda; Ostracoda; Podocopida; Darwinulidae. The record is from the annotation of a GenBank genome assembly.
GUCUGCCUCCAGUGUCCAUCCUACGGCCAUUGCCCCCAAUGCGAGGCGAGGAAGACGCACAAGGAACACAUCAUGCUCAGAGUGCCCGAGCCCACUUUUGCGUUCAACUAUCAACCGGGUGUGCGAUGCGGCGGGUGCGGAAACGCCAUCACGGACAUCCGUUACAGAUGCAUCACCUGUCCCGGCUUCCACCUCUGUCCGACCUGCGAGGAGAGGAAACCGCACAGCAAUCAUCCCACGCUGAGAAUGCUUGCUCGGACGAACCCCGCGGCUACAGAAAUGAAUCAGUCUUCAGCGCCUCUCGUGCACGGCAGAGUACUUUGCACGGGAUGCAAGGGUCCCAUCAUCGGUUUCCGGUACGAGUGCGUGAGCUGCCAAGAGGUCAGUCUGUGUGGGAAAUGCGAAGAAAAGGACAACACGCACCUUGAACACCCCUUGCUUCGAUUUCCGACGUUCGUCGCUCAAAGAUGUGAGUUGAUUCGCAUGACUGAAAGGACCCAAUCGUCUCUAAUGCUAAGUGGACGUGCGGAGCGUGCAUGGAAACUCAAAACCAAGGAGCACGAUACAAAUGCUUGGCGUGCCCGGAAUUCGACCUCUGCUCUUCAUGCGCUGCGGGACAAAAUCACACCCAUCAUCCGAUGCUUCGCCUCCAGUUCACUCAAGUAUGCGCUUUACGUCCAUUGCGGUGCAUCAGACUUGGACGCGGUCCUAAGAUAUUGGCGCGAAAUGAUUGCAUUCGGUCCGACGGUGUAG